UGCCACUGGGCACGGGCGGGGGAGGUCACUCCGGAGUCGCCUUCGCCGCCUGCCUUGCUCUGCUUGUGAGAGGAGUCUCCCCCCCGCAUCAACAUCUGGUUCCUUUCAGGACCCCCCCCUCCCCUCACACACGCGCUGUCCCGCCCCUUGGGGUGACAGUGCGGAGCACCCAGGGGGCGCGUGAGGAGAACCCUAACAGCUCGCGCGGGACAGCCCCCACUCUUUUGUUUUUUGGGGUAUUUUUUUGGGGGGGGGGAGGGAGGCGCUGCACGAGACCCCCGCGGCCCCUGCGGGGGCAGCAGCGCGCGACAGGGGAGGGGGGGGGUCCGCGGCGGCUGUCAACGGUCACUGGCCCGGGCCGUGGUGAGGGGGGGGCCGGCGGCGGCCCGAGGCCCCCCUGAGGGGAGGGAGGGGUGCAGACCUGCCCCUCUCUCUGCAGGGGGGGGGCGGGGGAGGAAGAGCCACUGCUGGGGCCGCCGGCAGAGUCCCCCCCUCCCGCCUGGCCGGGCGGGGCGGGCUCCGGAGCCGAGAUGUCUCAGGAGCGGCCCAAGUUCUACCGGCAGGAGCUGAACAAGACGGUCUGGGAGGUGCCCGAGCGCUACCAGAACCUGUCCCCGGUGGGCUCCGGGGCCUACGGCUCCGUCUGCUCUGCCUUUGACAGAAAAACUGGGCUGCGAGUGGCUGUGAAGAAGCUGUCCAGACCAUUUCAGUCCAUCAUCCACGCCAAAAGGACCUACAGAGAACUACGGCUACUUAAACAUAUGAAACAUGAAAAUGUGAUUGGUCUGUUGGAUGUGUUCACACCUGCUAAGUCACUGGAAGAAUUCAAUGAUGUGUACCUGGUGACCCACCUCAUGGGGGCUGAUCUGAACAAUAUUGUGAAAUGCCAGAAGCUCACAGAUGACCAUGUACAGUUUCUUAUAUACCAAAUCCUUCGGGGUCUGAAGUACAUCCAUUCGGCUGACAUAAUACACAGAGACUUAAAACCUAGUAACCUAGCUGUAAAUGAAGACUGUGAGCUGAAGAUUCUGGAUUUUGGUUUGGCCCGGCACACGGAUGAUGAGAUGACUGGGUAUGUGGCUACCAGGUGGUACAGGGCUCCUGAGAUCAUGCUGAACUGGAUGCAUUACAACCAGACAGUUGAUAUUUGGUCAGUGGGGUGCAUUAUGGCUGAGCUGUUGACUGGAAGAACAUUGUUUCCUGGAUCAUUGGGACUUGAGUCCUCGGAGAGCCUGUGGCGAUCCCUUUUGAGGUUUGCAUGCUCUGCUUUCCCUUUCCAUACACUACUUUUCUUCAUUUUCCUUUAUGGUUCACCAUUAGAUAUUGAUCAGUUGAAGCUCAUUUUGAGACUCGUUGGAACCCCAGGGCCUGAGCUUUUGAAGAAAAUCUCCUCAGAGUCUGCAAGAAACUACAUCCAGUCUUUGUCCUACAUGCCAAAGAUGAACUUUGAAAAUGUGUUUAUUGGUGCCAAUCCACUGGCUGUGGACUUGCUGGAGAAGAUGCUGGUGCUGGACACAGACAAGCGAAUUACUGCAGCUGAGGCACUGGCCCAUGGCUACUUCUCUCAGUACCAUGACCCAGAUGAUGAACCAGUGGCAGACCCCUAUGACCAGUCCUUUGAAAGCAGAGAACUUGAGAUUGAGGAAUGGAAAAGUCUGACUUAUGAUGAAGUAGUCAGCUUUGUGCCUCCGCCGCUUGACCCAGAGGAGAUGGAAUCCUGAGAAACUGCUUCUCUUCUGUUUGUCCCACUUCACUGUGAGGGGAAGGCCUUUUCAUAGGGACUCUCCAAAUAUCAUUCAAGUGCCUCUUGACACAAAGAUAUUCUCCUUGGUGGAGGGGUUUUGUGUGUGUGUUUGUGUGUGUGUGUGUGUGUGUAUUGAAUGGGGGGGAGGGAGGAAGGCUGACUGUAUGUAAACAUGCUGCAUGCUACCGUGUAUUCUGUGUACAGCUAAGGACAAGCCUCUGAAGACCUAUUUGUGACUCUUUUUUUUUUUUUUUUUUUUUUUAAAUUUUUUUAGCCCUUCCAGAGUAAUAGACAGCAACCAAUCUGCACUGCUGCUGGGGCAAGGCAGACAUAAUGCGGGGAAGCUCAGUUAAUUCUCAGUCACAUUUGUUGCCAUUAAAAUGGUCCUCCUCUGAGGAAGUGACUUUAUAGAUAAUGGAAGGUAGCUGUAUACUUGAACGGAGCCCCUUGCUUUCUGCAGCAACAGAUUUGGGGUGAUGUCUUUUCUAUUUCAUGUUAGAUGGCUGAUCUACAUCCAAAGCCUCUUUCCAGUAUUGUGUACCAGCAGAAAGUAUGAAUAUCUCUGUUUAAUUCUUGAAACAUGAGAAGGAUUUGUUUGAAAAAUGUAAAUAUGUUUUGUGCCUUAAAUGAAUGGGAAAAGAGUGAAAGUGAGUUUGGAGUUAACAUUCUUGAAUGGAAUUCUGAGCCCACUGCUUUCUGUGGGCUGCAGGUAGCCAGGCAUGAACACUAUAACCAGGAAGUUUACUGUCCAAGGCAACAGACUGUGUGCCCUUCGAUUGGGAAUCACCAUAUUUCUCCUCCUUCUAUUUCUCUCAUUCUGAGGCUUCCCAGCAUUAGCUCCCAAUAGACACAGGCCAAAGCUGGAGAUGAUUCAUGCUGUGUCUGUGUGCUUGUGUACUUUAUUCCUAACAAGAUGGGGUGGGGUUUGUUUGUUUUUUUUUUGCAUGUUGUAGCUGUAUGUGCAUGUAGACCUACUUUUGUUGCACUAUCUUGACGGAGGGCACUGGAGCAGUAAGUCUGCCAGUGAAAUACUGUACUGAGUUCCUCUGCUGUAGGAAAAUCACAGCAUCCUCCCUCUUGUAGCACAACUCGUUGUGAACAUAUCUGCCAUUCUGGGAGCUUUGAUAAAAUAUAUGGGACAGAUAAACAUGCACCUCUUUCUUUUUUCUGGGUUCAAAAGAUUUGGAUUUAUAGGGUAAAGGAUAAAUAAAGUCCUUCAGAGGAGCAGCUAAACAUGAGAGAAUUUAAUUGUCCAAACUUAGGUGUUAUUUUGCCCCCCAAAAGAAGUUUCUUAGAAAUGCUGGAGUCCAAAACAAAGAAUAAGCAUGCGUGAAGUCAGAACCUCCCUUUCACUGUCUGUAUCUGUGUGGGUGUGUAAUUAACACUUUAAUAAGGUGAUUUUAUUUUUACCCUCCUGGGAAAGAGCUUUUUGGCUAUUUUAGUGGGUUGGUCUCUGCCUGAGGAAACAGGAAAAGGGAGUAUGUUUAAAGACAAAGUUGGUUAGACUAUUUUAUAUUUUACAGGGAUCCUGUGUGAAUGAAAUGGCCAUGUUUAGGGACUGGGGGGAGGAAAGUGUCUUUCAGUAUUUUGUAUACUGCAGCUGUCCUGGGUGGCUCAGAGGCCCCCUUUUUUUUUUUUUGGGAUAUACGGGAAAAGGCAUUUUCAUAAGUUCAUGUAUUGCAGGCAUCUCCUGUGUGGGAGAAGCCGGGCUUUUGCAGUAUUUUGUAUCCUGAUGGAUCUUUGAUAUAGGAGUUGAGAGCGGCUGUUUUAAUGUAUUUAUUCCUAUGCAUAAAGAGGCAGCACAAAUGGGUGGGAGGUGGAUGAUAAAGCCAUCAGUUUUUCCAGAACACUUUCCAGUGAUCUCUCUUCAGGUCAAACCCUAUUAGAGAAGCUUGGGAUAGGGUGGAGAGAGCAAUUCUUUCAUGCCUUGGGUACAGAACUCUCCCCCUGACCAAAUGAAAUUGACAAUAGAAAACCUUCUUCUUUCCUGGAUCUGCAGUCCAGGUAUUUAAAUGGAAAUCUGUAAACCUACAGCAAGACUAUUUUUAUCAGCCAUGUUAUGUGUAGACGCUACAGUGUGAUUUCAUGCAGAAAUAUCGCUAAAGAUUUUUUUAAAAUAUAGACAUUGCAUGUAUGAGUGGGAAUCUUUCGAAGUCCAGACUCUAAUGGGAGCUCACGUGGCACGCACUCCCUGUUUUCAGAGCGGUGCUGUUCUUCUGCCUGAAUUCUGAACAGAAGUACACACUUCAAAAAAGAAAUUCUGCUAUUUUGUUUGUAUCCAUGAACUUUGCUGUAAUCAGUUAUGUCAUAUAGGAGGUCACACAAUACCACUGGUUUAAAAUAAAACUUAUUUUUCAGA
Messenger RNA from Chelonia mydas (Green sea turtle), 4103 nucleotides. It is a transcript of the gene MAPK14, whose product is annotated as mitogen-activated protein kinase 14. NCBI's taxonomy places the organism in Eukaryota, Metazoa, Chordata, Testudines, Cheloniidae. Gene Ontology annotation, biological process: protein phosphorylation; p38MAPK cascade. Bases 531 to 1721 code for a protein of 396 amino acids. The record is from RefSeq and is a predicted model, not a curated record. Gene Ontology annotation, molecular function: MAP kinase activity; ATP binding. The transcript is spliced from 13 exons. Gene Ontology annotation, cellular component: cytoplasm; nucleus.